Messenger RNA from Mollisia scopiformis, 805 nucleotides. Its product is annotated as Hydroxyisourate hydrolase. The coding region runs from base 269 to 760 and encodes 163 amino acids. The record is from RefSeq and is a predicted model, not a curated record. NCBI's taxonomy places the organism in Eukaryota, Fungi, Ascomycota, Leotiomycetes, Helotiales, Mollisiaceae. Gene Ontology annotation, molecular function: hydroxyisourate hydrolase activity. The transcript is spliced from 5 exons. Gene Ontology annotation, biological process: purine nucleobase metabolic process.
AGUUGAUAUUUUGGCAUCCAAGGAUUAGAGAAACGCCCAAGGCCUGGCUAUGAAUCGGACUAUUGAUUCAGGGUGUAUCUUCAAGGUCGAGGCUGAGAAAGAUGCGGUCUCGCCGCAAGGCUGAAUCACAAGGCGGAGAUCUCCGAUCUGCGCAGGAAGAUUGGAACCCUCGAAGAUCAUAUUUUCUGUCACAACUCAAUUGAGGACUUAUAAACUUUUGAUUGUCCAUCAAAGUCAGAUCUCAUCUCAGGACCAACAUCACGACCUUAUGACCUCGAACCCCGCCAUCGAACGCCUCCAGACCCUAUCUUUGCAUCUCCCCGCCUUCUCUUCACAAGCUUCAACAAUGAGUACCCAAACCAGAGAUCCAAUUACAUGCCAUGUCCUCGACACUACAACUGGUCGGCCAGCCGCCAACAUGGCAGUAAAGCUGUUAUGCUGCACGAUUCCUGACAUCGUCUUCGAGUGUAAGACCAACGCCGAUGGUAGAAUAGGCAAUUGGAGUAAUAUGCAAGGGGCAAAUGGGGAAGAAGGAGCAUUCGUGGCCGAUCGAGGAGGAAGCAGGGAGCAGGAUCAAGCUGUAAGUUGUCCAGCAGGAUCCAGUCUUUGGAAGUUGCAAUUCGAUACAGGAGCGCAUUAUGGAACGGAAAAUACAUUCUUCCCGGUUGUCGAAUUGACAUUUCUGGUCAAGGAGGGCGAGCAUUUCCAUGUCCCAUUGUUGCUAGGCCCAUACAGCUUCACCACGUACAGAGGUAGCUAGAUGCGAUCUAAUCAAGUUCCAUUUCGUCCGUAUAAAGCUCUGGCG